GGGAGGAGGAGGAGGAGAGGAAAAAGAAGGAGAGAGUGGACACUUGGUUUUUCUCCUCCUGGUCAGAACCUGUUUGUUUCUCCUUCACGUUCAACAUCAGAGUCUCAGGCAUUUUUUUAGUGGACUUUAAGAAGAAAAUUACGACUUUAAGAAGGAACUUACAACUUUAAGAAGGAACUUACGACUUUAAGAAGAAACUUACGACUUUAAGAAGGAACUUACGACUUUAAGAAGAAACUUACGACUUUAAGAAGAAACUUACAACUUAAAGAAGACAAUAACAACGACUUUAAGAAGAAACUUACCACUUUAAGCAGAAACUUACCACUUUAAGAAGACACUAACAAUGACUUUAAGAAACUUACGACUUUAAGAAGAAACUUGCGACUUUAAGAAGACACUAACAACGACUUUAAGAAAAAACUUACGACUUUAAGAAGAAAAUUAUGACUUUAAGAAGAAACUUACGACUUUAAGAAGAAAAUUACGACUUUAAGAAGGAACUUACGACUUUAAGAAGAAAAUUACAACAAUUUUAAGAAGAAACGCACGACUUUAAGAAGGAACUUACGACUUUAAGAAGACACUUACGAAUUUAAGAAAAAAAUUACAACAAUUUUAAGAAACUUACGACUUUUAGAGGAAAUGUAUGACUUUAAGAAGAAAAUUACGACUUUAAGUUACUUAUUUUUCCAGACGUUGGUUCUUCAGUGAGGACGUAGAGACCGACGUUGGCUCUUCAGUGAGGACAUAGAGACAGACGUUGGUUCUUCUUCAGUGAGGACAUAGAGACAGAUGUUGGUUCUUCAGUGAGGACAUAGAGACAGAUGUUGGUUCUUCAGUGAGGACAUAGAGACAGAUGUUGGUUCUUCAGUGAGGACAUAGAGACAGACAUUGGUUCUUCAGUGAGGACGUAGAGACAGACAUUGGUUCUUCUUCAGUGAGGACAUAGAGACAGACGUUGGUUCUUCUUCAGUGAGGACAUAGAGACAGACGUUGGUUCUUCAGUGAGGACAUAGAGACAGACGUUGGUCUUCUGUGUGGACGAUGAGUCAUGAAGGAUGAAUCUGGGAGCUGACCUGGGAUCAGUGGGAUGUUCAGUAGACGCUUCAGUCAAUGUGUGACGGAACGUUCCUCUCAUCCGUCCUCACUCCUGGCACCUGGCAAAGCUGUCCGACCUUCCUCUUCCUCCCCCUCCUCCCCCGUCUCCUCCUCCCUGCCUCCCCUCCGCCGACUCCCCUCCUCUUCCUCCUCCACCUCCUCCUCCUCUUCCUCCUCAGCCUGCCAUGCAGCUCCACCCCGCUCCUUACACGUUACCCUGGCACACGAACGACAACAGUGACUUGUCCAUGCAGUGGCCUCAGUUGUCCAGACCUUACUCCUCCACUGACCGCAGCAGCUCACUGGGCUCCAUGGAGAGCUUGGACACGCCCACACCCACCGCUCAGCCAUACUCCGACUCCCACAAUUCACCUGUGGACCCCGCCCUCUUCAACAACAAGAGAGACUCCGCCUACAGCUCCUUCUCCGCCAGCUCGAACACAUCGGAUUACGCCGCAGUGCCUCUCAGACCAGAGGAAGCCUGCUCCAUGGAGAACCUGCUCCAGAGUCUGGGACCAGCUGGUCCUCUCUUCCCCGGUGCUGAUUCCUCCUCCACUGCCAGGACGUCCUGCGGUGAAGCUCCAGAAGAAGCACAGCUGAAUGCCCACAAGUCCAGGUCUCUGACCAGGCCGAGGCCGAGGCCCGUGGAGGUCAAAGAGCGUCCGUCAUCCUGCUGUUACGAGUCAGAGCGAAGAGGAGGAAACUCGGAGACCAUCAGAGGUGAAGAAGGAGGACCAGAGGACAGAAAAAUGAAUCCACCUCAACCUCCAACCAGGAAGGAGAGUUUCAGAGCAACGCAGUGUCGUGACCACACGGCUAGCAAACGCUGCACUCCAACUGAAAUCUCCACUGAUUCUUCUUACUGUGAUGAAAACCAGUCCGGAGAAUUGGGAACUCAAAACGGCGACAGCGCGGGGAAGUUCAGAGAAGACGCGUUAGAUUCUCACUUUAUGCAAAGACAGACUGAAGAAACGAGACGGAUCAGAUGUGAAACUAGUUCUGAGAAAGACUACACUUCAGAUGUAAACUCAGAUCCUCUUCCUGAUCCGGUCCCCGUCACCUCCUCCAAUCCCGAGUCCUCACCGGCAGUAUCUUCUGCCUCCUCCUCGGCUCUGCACCGACACAGCGCUCCUGAGAAACUCCUCGCUACACAACUUCAGUUAUUACAGUUUGACAACGCAAACACCUCUGAUGCCUCCAGCAGUCAGUCCUUCCAUCCCUCACACCAGACUGCAGGAGAAGAACCCAAUGUCUCUCAGAACCAACUCCAUCCCCCAUCAAAUAAAUGGGACAGCAGCCGCUGCUCCACUCCAGGAUCCGUCUUCUUGGAAGGAGAUCGUGAUGAUGGUGAGUUCAAUCGCAGGCUGGAGGAGAAGGUUGUAAACGGUGGCGCUCUCUCACCGGUUCAGCAUCUUCAUCCUUGGGGUCGUUCUGUGAGCGUACCAGAGGAACCCAGUGGAUCCUCGGCUCAGGAGAAGCUGAGCUCCAACCAAAUGCUGGACAGCGAUUUUCAGCCUCUGAGUUCUGCUGCCAGCAUGGACACAUUAGUGGAUGAGCAGAGAGCGGCAGACAGAAGGAGAGGUGGAGAGCACGAUGUAGAAGGAGAGACAGCAGUGAAGAGGUCGAAUUCGUCAAGGAACCACAGGAGGAACCGUCGACGCAGCGAGCGAUUCGCCACCAACCUUCGCAACGAGAUCCAGAGAAAAAAGGCUCAGCUUCAGAGGAACCGAGGCCCAGGAGAUUUACUCUGCAGUGGAGAGACGGUUCAGGAGGAAGAGGGUCCAGAUCUUCAUGAAGACCUGGCAGAACCAGACAUGUCUGUCCAGGACAGAAGCACCAAUGUGGCAUUGACUUCACCUGAGAUCCUUCAGGAUGACAGGACCACAGAACCCGCUGAGAGUUCAAAGGCCGAUUUCAUCCAGGAUUCCUCACAAACUGAACAACAACCAAGAACCUUCUCUCAGAACAACAACGUGUCCAGGUCUGUUCAGAUUCUGGAUCCAGGUUUACCCAACUUUGGUGUGGGCAUCAGAGUGGUUGAAGAACCUGCUCCUGCAGGUAAAGCUCGCCGUUGGCGCUGGACGCCUGAACAUAAACUGCAACCAGAACCAGAACGGCAGAGUCGAGCCUCUGGUGAUCGAGGGUUAGGAGUCACUGGGUCACGACAUGGAGUUUGUACCUUCACCACCUCCUCCUCCUCCUCAUCUUCCUACAGUCGCUCCUCCUCAUGUUCACGCGUGGACGAGAACGAUAUCCUUCCAUUUGCAGAUAGAAUGAAGUUCUUUGAGGAGACGAGCAAAGGAAGGUCUGGACCAAACGUUCCAGGUUUGUCGAGUCGUCAGCCGAAGAAACCAGAAACCAGAAACCCUCCUGAGAACCAGGAACCUGGGUUUCACCCAAUACAGAGGAGAUACUCCUACCAGGGAGGACCACAGGAAAACUACCUCCUCCCAGACAGUCUGGAGGUCAGAAGACAAUCCGUGUCCACCAGCAGAGAGAGGAGGAGACAAGAGGAGAGGGAACGAGAGAGGGAGGAGAGGCUGAGGGAACAAGAGAGGGAGGAGAGGCUGAGGGAGCGAGAGAGGGAGGAGAGGCUGAGGGAGCGAGAGAGGGAGGAGAGGCUAAGGGAGCGAGAGAGGGAGUUAGAACUGGAGAGGGUGAGGCUCAUGGAGAGGGAGCGAGAGGAGAGGGUGAGGCAGUGGGAAAGAGAGAGGGAGAGCGAGCUCGAGCUGCAGAGAGAGCGAGAACGAGAGGAACAUCUCGAGCGAGGAGAAGAUCCUCGUCAGGAGUUUCAUCGCGAGUUCCCACACAGAGAAAACUUCCAGAACCUCCUCCACCUCCAGCCUCAGAUGUUCUCCCAGAACCAGGACCCGAGGUCAGCGUUUCACCGCGUCAGUGGUGUUUCUGUGGAUAACCAGCAGGUUCUACAACAGAGAACCAGCAGCAGGAGCUCCACGCCCACUGAGACGUUUCCCACCAGGAAACAGGAAACGCCCAAACUCAACAGGAACUACAGUCUGACUGAGAGAGAUUAUCCGAGCCGGAGACGAGAGUCCAGGGCGGCAGAGCGUGUCAGUCAUUACAUGCCCCUCCCACCCCAGAGUCGCUGUGUCUCCACAGACGCGGGAAGCGAUCGCGGCAGGUCGUCGCUCGCCCCCCCGGCGGCGCCGCUCGCUCUGCGAGGACGAGCCAUGUCUGAGAACGACCUCCGCUGGUCGACCUCCGUCUCCGUGGCGACUGGUCAGACGCUGAGUGAGGUGGAGGAAAGAAAAGAGACGACAGACUCCGCCCACCCGAAUAAAAAGAGGACCCCGCCUCCCCCAAGACCGCCGCCCCCAAAGUGGGAGCAGUUCCACCGCAGACGUGCGUCUCACCACGCCCUCUUCUCCUCCUCCUCCGCUGCAGCCCCUCCCACCUUCUCUGCUGGCCCCUCCCCCUCUGAAGAGUCCAGGCAGCGGUCGUACAGUCUUCCUCCUGAGAGACAGGAAGUGUCGGAGGCUUGUCCUCGCUGCAGCUGCGGCCAAUCGCAGGCGCAGGGCCACGCCUUCCCUCCCCCGCCGUCCAAUCAGAGUCCCGCACUGCUCGACGAGCGCUCUUUCGCUGUAGCUCCGCCCAGUCCCAUGUUCUCCAGACGUUCCUUCAGGCCGGUGGCUCCGCCCCAGAGAGAGAAGGAGCAGGAGGAGGCGGAGUCAGGGGCAGAAAACGGAGGCUCAGCUUCAACCCCAGAGUCGUACUUCUCCAUGCACCAUGAGCAGCAUCAGAAUCCAGAACCGGGAGCAGAAUCAGAGACCACCCUGAACCCGAGUCCCGCCCACAGCCUGGACGUCGACCUGGACGUUCCCAUGGAGACGGACAUCGACGACUUCCAGGAGGAGGAGCUUCCUGCGGAGGCGGAGCCCAUCAGCAGCGAGCUGCCGUGCUUCGCUCUGCCGGUCACCGUCCUGGAGACGGACAUCGACACUUUACCAGACUGUGACGCUUCAGUGUCGAGCAGAACCCGAGCAGAGAGCGGCUCAGUGGAGGAGGAGCUGGAGACACUAGAGGGCAGCAGAGAGACGCUGAGUCUGGAGGAGCUUUUCCCUCAGAGCAGUGAAGGAGAGUCAGGAACAGAGAGCUGGAGAGGAACCUACCAGAACAUGGAGAACAACACUGACAGUCUGGAGAGACGCUCGGGUGCGAGCUCCAGCUGUUCGUCUUAUUACAGCACGUCAGCAGCUAAAGCUCAGCUUCUGUCUCAGAUGAAAGACUUCAGUGAGAACAGAGAGAGGAACGAAGACGACGAGCUGACAUACAAGAAACAGCUGAUGGAGAGUUUGCGCAAGAAGCUCGGAGUUCUGAGAGAAGCUCAGCGAGGACUUCAGGACGACAUCAGAGCCAACACUCAGCUGGGGGACGAGGUGGAGAACAUGGUGGUGUCGGUGUGUAAACCUAACGAGGUGGAGAAGUUCCGCAUGUUCAUUGGAGAUCUGGACAAGGUGGUGAGUUUGCUGCUGUCACUGUCAGGGAGGCUGCUGAGGGUGGAGACCACACUGGAGACUCUGGACCACGAGACCGAGGACCACGAGAGGCUCCCCCUGCUGGAGAAGAAGCAUCAGCUCAUGCGGCAGCUGUCAGAGGCUCAGGACCUGAAGGAUCACGUCGACCGUCGGGAACAAGUCGUCAGUCGAGUUCUGGCCCGGUGUUUGUCACCAGAACAACACCGAGACUACAGUCACUUUGUGAAGAUGAAGGCCGCUCUCCUGGUCGAGCAGCGUCAGCUGGAAGAUAAGAUUCGUCUGGGAGAAGAACAGCUGAGGGGCCUGAGGGAGAGUCUGGGACUGGGACUGGGACUGGGAUUAGGAUUGGGAAUGUCGAUGGGAUACGGACAGUAUUGAAGAAAAAUAAGACUGCGGUGUUUGCUCCGGUGACAAUUUUCUUUCCUUCUUUGAAAGUUGAAGGAUUCAAUCAAAAACAGACGUUUACAAUCUGUCAAAGUGUCAACAGAAACAACAUCACGCGACUUUACCAAAGACGUUUUUGUUCAGUGAACGUGUCGAUCACUCGCUGCUUUCUUUCUUUCUUUCUUUCUCUAUAUUUACGUCUCCAGGUUCAGAGAAUCUGAGGUUUUAUUUCGGUGCUUCACACUAAGAACAAGUUUCCGUUAACAACACGUUUAUCAUUAUAAUUGUUGUUAUUAUUGUUAUGAAUAACACUGCACAAACACUUAUUUACUGUAUCUUUGUUGAUGUAACUCUGUUGUCGUUGUUUACAGGAGACACGUAUAUAUGUUUAUAAUGUAAACAGUGUGUAUAUACUGAUUCACGUGUUCUGUGUAUAUCUGUAGAUUUAAUCCUGAGGACAAACUGGUUUUUUUUCAAAUGUUCAAAGUUUCACUGGAUACUGAAGUUAAGGAAGCCAGUUAGCUUAGCUUAGCACAAAGACUGGAAACGGGUGGGGACAGUUAGCAUCUGGCUUUGUUUAAAGCAGCACCUUUAAGUUUCACCCCAUGAUUACUGUCAUUAUCAAUCAAUCUAAUGAUUGUUUUAUUGAUUUGUUGAUUUGUUUUGGUGGCACCAGUGACCCUCGUGUGGAGAUUAAAGGGGUAGAAGAUGAGAUUCAUUUCUUUUGGUCCAUGAAAUGUCAGGAAAAGACAAACUUCAAACAAAGUGAAUUUUAGUAUAAAAAAACACUUGUUAAUGUUUCUGUAUUUGUUCAUUUUGUUGUAAAUAUUCUGUGUUCUUGUAUCAUAAUAACAUUUUUAUAAAGCAAAAGCAAGUUUGAGACCAGUGACUGUAAUGUUUUGUAACUGCAAAAGAGAAAGUACCACAAAUAAUAAUAAUAAUAACAGUAUUUUAAAGGAG
This is a messenger RNA of Solea solea (common sole), 6941 nucleotides long. RefSeq names its product shroom family member 4 (gene shroom4). The transcript has 10 exons. Gene Ontology annotation, biological process: actin filament organization. The coding region runs from base 1287 to 5975 and encodes 1562 amino acids. Gene Ontology annotation, cellular component: adherens junction; cortical actin cytoskeleton; apical junction complex. Gene Ontology annotation, molecular function: actin filament binding. The record is from RefSeq and is a predicted model, not a curated record. Lineage: Eukaryota; Metazoa; Chordata; Actinopteri; Pleuronectiformes; Soleidae.